AAUCGAGAUUCUUGAUUGGACCACGCAGAAUAAACUCGUGAAUUGGCGCAGGUUAGAAGGAGGUCAAGCCAUCCGCGUCAGGCUUGUUUUUCUUUAACCUGCUCGCGACUCUAAAAUAUCAGAGGCCAUUGCGGAUAAAUCAUUUGGAAAUUUCCACCAUUUGUUGCUGCGAGGCCAUCUUCAUCUUUCUUGCUCUUGUUUAUAAUUUUUUUUUCCUCGCAGCAUCUGUUCCCAAUUUCCUUGGAAGUAGCUUGCCCGGGAAAUUUCUUCAAUUUCCAGGAAGUUGGGAAUUCCAGGAGCAAUCAGAGUUCUUUAGGACGUUGAGUGACGUGCUGAUGGAUGAUUUAUGGAUUCUGCCCCGAAUAUGAUGAGCUAUUUUGUGGACUUCUGCGUUCCCCUAUAAAAACUUUCUGCUACGUCGAUACACUAGCUUUGGGUUAAAUGAUCUACUGGUUUCGAUCUGGGAUAUGAUAUUUUGCUCAUUGCCUGACCUCCUACUUCAUUUCAAUAAUGGCCUAUCUAGGUUCAAUGCAGCUGUCUCACGACAUUAUGGCCUACGAUAAUAGGGGAUGCUGCAGUUUUCAUCGUAAACCAACGGGCGUUGGUCGAUUACAUUUGGUUACCAUCAAUCUUUUGCCUUAUGCUUUGAGGCGGGAUUCUUUAGCUCUCCAUCUUUUAAGUAAAGUACAUGCCCCACUAAGGCCCGUUCCUACAAGAUGUAAUGUUUUAUUGUGUCGUUCCAUAUUGACGCCAGGCGGAGGGAGUUGGACCCCACUAUUGAAAUCUGCUUCUGUCAUCUUUAAAAGAUCAUAUGAUGCUUUGCAAGGAAGCCCUGUCACAACUCAGUUGAUGCCAGCCCUUGGUGUCAUUGUCUUUGCUGUUUGUGGUCUUGAGCCUCUUUUGCGUCUAUGCAGGAUUAUAUUUCUCCAAAGGAAUGAUAAUAGUUGGAAGAAAAGUAGUUCACGUUAUGUUAUGACUUCUUAUUUUCAGCCUUUGCUGCUGUGGACUGGGGCUAUGCUCAUCUGCAGGGCAUUAGAUCCACUAAUCCUACCAUCAGAAGCCAGCCAGGCAGUGAAGCAACGGCUGCUGAAUUUUGUGAGAUCUUUGUCAACUGUGCUUUCAUUUGCUUACUGUUUAUCAAGCGUGAUUCAACAAGCACAAAAAUUCUUUAUGGAGGCGAAUGAAUCCAGUGAUGCAAGAAAUAUGGGCUUUGAUUUUGCGGGGAAAGCUGUAUAUACUGCUGUCUGGGUUGCUGCCGUAUCAUUGUUCAUGGAGCUUCUAGGUUUUUCCACACAGAAGUGGGUAACUGCUGGUGGUUUGGGUACAGUAUUGCUCACACUAGCUGGCCGUGAGAUAUUUACAAACUUCCUUUCCAGUGUAAUGAUUCAUGCAACCCGGCCAUUUGUUGUAAAUGAGUGGAUUAAAACCAAGAUUGAAGGAUAUGAGGUUUCUGGUAUAGUAGAGCAUGUAGGUUGGUGGUCACCAACAAUUGUGAGAGGUGAUGAUCGUGAAGCAGUCCAUAUUCCUAAUCACAAGUUCACUGUCAACGUCGUGCGGAAUCUUACACAGAGAACUCAUUGGCGUAUCAAGACUCACCUUGCUAUUAGUCACUUGGAUGUUAACAAGAUUAAUAAUAUUGUUGCUGAUAUGCGCAAAGUUUUGGCCAAAAAUCCUCUGGUGGAGCAACAAAAGUUGCACAGAAGGGUUUUUCUUGAGCAUGUCAAUACUGAAAAUCAGUCUCUUAUGAUAUUAAUAUCUUGCUUUGUUAAAACUUCACAUUUUGAAGAAUACCUCUGUGUCCAGGAGGCCAUCCUUUUGGAUCUUCUGAGAGUUAUUAGUCAUCAUCGAGCCCGGCUAGCCACCCCCAUCCGCACAGUCCAGAAAAUAUACAGUGAGGCUGACUUGGAAAACAUACCAUUUGGCGACACCAUUUUUACACGCCCCAGAUCAGCAGGAAAUCGCCCAUUUCUACUGAUAGAGCCACCUUACAAAGUUAAUGGUGAAGAUAGAGCCAAGGCUUCUACUCGUUCAACACGUCCAAGUGAAGAAAAGGAUGCCAAAAGUGAUGAAACAUUAUCUGAUUCCAAAGAUGACAGUUUUGCUGCAACAUCAACAUCCAGUCCAAACUCCAGGGAUAAAUCAAAGUCAAUCUCUGAAGCACAAACACAGAAUAUGGGUUCUGAUAGUACCGUCCAGAAGACAUCCAAAACCACGCAGCCCAAAAAGGAAAGUGCCGGAGAUGCAGGAAAGGGGAUUGCUUCCCCUGUAAAUAAAGAUGUUGCUCAAAGUUCGGCCCCUGAAAAUUCUUCUGCUUCUUCCCUUGAGCCUGGGGGAAGGGGAGACACCACUCCUGCUACAUCUUUACAGGCAAAGCAGGACGAAGACAAAUAUGCUGUAUCCUCCUCACCAGCCAGGCCGGCCUUGGAAGAAAAUAUUGUUCUUGGUGUUGCCCUAGAGGGCUCAAAAAGAACUCUUCCGAUUGACGAAGAGAUGACUCCACCUCCAAUCCCCACAGAGGCACAGGAAUUUGCAGCCCAAAGAAAUGGAAAUGGACCUGCUAGCAAGGAUAAAAAGGAUGGUCAAAUUUCUACCAAGCAGCCGAGUGACUAGUUGGACUCCCGUUGUAGAUGCUGAUGUUCAAGCAUGUGCCUUAGAUCCAGCCAUUUUUUAGAAGCUGGCAUUGUUGUGCAUUGAAUUACCGAUAGCUGAUUGACCGUGUAUGUACAUAAUUGUUGAUUCAAGGGAUGGAUGCCAAUAAGAAAUCCAGAAUCUUUUGCCCUCUUC
Molecule: messenger RNA, 2784 nt
Organism: Prosopis cineraria
Lineage: Eukaryota; Viridiplantae; Streptophyta; Magnoliopsida; Fabales; Fabaceae
Product: mechanosensitive ion channel protein 2, chloroplastic-like
Exons: 15
Coding region: 511-2610 (699 amino acids)
Biological process (GO): transmembrane transport
Cellular component (GO): membrane
Source: RefSeq, a predicted model, not a curated record